Messenger RNA from Caretta caretta (loggerhead turtle), 4913 nucleotides. The record is from RefSeq and is a predicted model, not a curated record. NCBI's taxonomy places the organism in Eukaryota, Metazoa, Chordata, Testudines, Cheloniidae.
AUGCCGCUCUUAGGGCUUUGCAAGCUGCUGGUCGUGCUGGCCCUGGGGGGUAUGCAGUUGCCACUGGCCCCCACCCGGGCUGCUGGAGAGGAGUGUGAGCCCCUCGUGGCAAAGGAGGGAGACCUGUACGCGCUGGGGCUGUUCAGAAUCUGCGACACCGAGUUGGACAAUUUUGAUCUCCAGCUGUACGUCCUUGCCCAGGCAUUCAGGUUUGUCGUGCAGCAUGCCAGCCCAGAUGGCGCUGGCUCCUUGGGGUAUAAACUGGUUACGUACUGCGAGCAGCCCCCAGGCUGCCCUGAGAAGAUCCUCGACGAAAUGGACAGGGCUCACAGGGAAGGAGCACAAACCAUUGUGACUAUCUUCUACGCAGGCACGGAGCCAACACGCUCGCUCUUUGUUAACGUGCUGCAGGUGGAAAUUAACCUUUCCCAGAUUCGAAUCCACCACUCCAUGCUAAAGAUGAAUUUCAGAGGCGCCUUGCCAAGCAUCCUGGGACUGCUGAAAGCUUUCCAGUGGAACCUGGUUGGCUUCAUUCAUCGGUAUGAGUUAGAGUUCAGGGAUGUCAUUGCUGGCCUUGAACAAAGCGACCGAGGGGAGAUAUGCAUCGAAUUUACAGAGCAGAGCAUCUUUGAUGAUGUGUCUUCUGGCUCUGUUUGGUUUGCGCACCUGGUGUCCAAGCUGCUCUCGUUUCUGUCUCUCUUUCAGUUGGAGCAGUUUCUCAUCGAUCACUAUUCCCCCCUCCUGCCCAUCAAUCCAAACCCCUUUGAGGUCUUCUACUGGAACGUCACUGAUGACGGAGAAGUGAAGCUCCCCCAGCUGGACGUAGACGUGCAGAGAGCGGCCUCCGACAGCUACGACCCUGUGGCGAGGACUGUGGGCCUGAGGGGCGGAGGAGCCAUCAGGAUCCUGCCCUCUCAUUGUUCCCGAGGCUGUGGCCAAGGGGAAGUGCAAAAGCUACACCCGGAUUUGCCUCAACACUGCUGUUAUGCAUGUGAGGUUUGCAGCCCUGGAACAUACAGCAACGGAUCAGGUGACAAGAGGCGAAGGGCUUUGGAAGGAAGCUCGGCAGACGUCUGCUGGAGCUCAGAAAAAAUGUCUCGCUUUUUAGCGGGCUACUGUUUGCUCUCUGCCUGGCUGCUUUACCCUCUUUGCUGCUCUGCCCAAACGGAGAGCAGCACCACCCCACCAGGGAACUGUGGCCCCAGCCAGUUCCUUGACACAGAGGCAUUUCAGUGCAGCCCGUGUGGGGAGCACCUGGUGAAAAGCCCCGCAGGCCUGUGAUGCGUCCGUGCUGACGGCCGGACCGUGAGGGGCCAGGCGUCGGCGUGCGGUGCUUGUAGUUCCCGGCAGCCCACCUCACUCUGGGAGGCCACCUUCCUUGAUGGCAGUUUUCUGGCUUGUAAUAACUCUUGCAACCUGACUGUCUGCGAGCUCCUAACCAACAUGGCUGUUCUGAACACCUUCUCCUUGGAAACCCGGGCCUACGACCUGUAUGCAAAGGCUGAAAGCCAGAACCUUCCGAAGCUAUUUUAUAGCAAGACAGGGCUGCCUCCACUUUCCUUUGGAAAGAACUUCAAGAUCAAUUUUAAGCUUGUAAAGUACGAUGCCCAAGGAAACUUCUUAGGCUGGGAGGACGUGACAGGUGGCACUUUGCAGCUCUGUGCAGACCGUCAGAGUGCACUCGAUGCUGCCUACUCCUUUGGGACAUCCUACGAACAGUCUUGCACUGAACAGGUGUCCAACCUGCCGAGACGAGUCCCUGAGCCCGUCUUUUACGAGAUGUUCCUGCAAUUCUUCAGUGACAAGGGGAACUGGCUGUGGCCGGUCCCUGUAGCGAAUCCCCAGCUGCAGCUGAAUAGCCCUGCUUCCCUGAGGUCUCAGAGGCUAAGAAGAUUCUUUCUAGUUGAUGGGCUCUCGGGCAGGCAAGGGAACCUAUCCAUUCAACCAGCAUCUGUCACGUUGGCAGCAGAGCUGCUCCUAAGUGUUGACUUGCCAACCAGUAGCCCAGGAGACCAGUCUGCUUUCCUGUUGACAGUGAAGUAUGCGAAGCAAGAUAGCACUGCAACAGCGCAGGUAUUGUUUGCAGUGUCAUAUACAUACAGUCCUGGAAUGUCUCAGCGAGACACAGAUAUAGCACUUGCCAUCCUGGGCUCUCUGGCAGCCUUGUACGCCUUGCUGAAGACCAGCAGUUGGGUGCGGAGGUCUCGACUUCAGAAUAUAAGCUUUACAAUUUUAGUCAAGUCCUUUGCCUUCUUUGCUGGGGCCCUGGCCAAUACCUUCUACGUGGUCGCCCUGGGGAUGGGAAUUUAUUGGCUCAUUGUUUUCAAGGGUCAGCAGUCUUCAGCGGUUGAGGUUAUGGUGCCCCCGGCAGGCAGUCAAAUAGAAACCAACUUUAUUAUCUACUUGUCCUGCGCUUUUGUGUUAAAGGGCUUGCUUCUCCUUCAUGAGCAGUUUGGGGCAGGCUGUGGAUUGCUUCAUCUCCUGAUCACCCAGCUAACAGUCUCCAUCUUCCUGAUAGACUGGGAAAAGCCAAAGGAGAAACCAGCAUUUAAAGCACCAGCAGGAGGGCAGAGGGCCACUUCCUCUGUGAGUAUUUGGAGAACUUUCCUGAUAGCCAAUGAGUGGAAUGAGAUCCAGACUCAUAGGAAAUUGAAUCCAUCGCUUCAGCUGUUCGGAGUGUUACUGCUCCUGGAGGUUGUGGGCUUGAAAAACAUCGCAUCACGAGACCUGAACCUGGAUCUGCACCCCGGCACUGACACUUACCUGGCUGCCUGGAGCCCAGUCCUUAGAUUUGGGAUUGCUGCUUCUCUCUGGCUGGCACUGGGAAUUGCACAGGUGGUGUUUUUCAUAGGCAUCUACGAGCGGUUUGUGGAAGACAAGAUUCAUCAGUUCGUAGAUCUCUGUUCCAUGAGCAACGUGUCUGUCUUCAUCCUGAUGCACGGAUGCUACGGCUUCUACAUCCAUGGGCGGAGCGUGCAUGGCCAUGCAGAUGUGGGCAUGGAUGCCAUGCAUGCCUGCCUCAGGAAAGAGGAGGAGAACCUGUGUCCUCUAAGAGGUCUGGAGGCCAACUCUGACAUUCAGACCUUCGAGGUGCUUCUCACUGACAGAGCCAGGCAGUUGUAUGACAAGAUAACGCAGCCCUUGACAGAGGUGAGAGUCAGGGUCGACCUACAUGAGCAAAGACUAAGGAGUUAUUACGCCUUGAAUCGAUUUCUCAGCUCAUUCCUUGAACACGUGAGCCCAUUAUUUGCCUUUUCCAAAGGUCUGGGCUGCGGUGUAACAGCAUCCUUCAGAGUGCUUGGUCUGCCUGUGGGGGUUUUAUGGUGCUGCCAGGGCAGGUUCUGGCUAGCCCGAGUCUGCAGCUGUCCACACGCUCUGUUCUGCUUUCAGUUGGUGAAGAUGCUGCGGCAUGCGCUUGGAAGGAGAAAUCUGGCAGCAAAAACGCUGGUGGAGAAGCAGUUUCUGAUCUAGAGGUGAAUAGGAAGCCGUGGCCACUUACUCCCCUCUUCCCAGUGCCAGCAUCAAAGCAAGAAGGCCGGGACCCUACAACUAAUUUUAGAAGCGAGGACUUUGCAGCCUUGAUCCUUCUAGGUCCUUGGCCUGUGAAGGGAGAAUGGAACGAUCACUGCAGUUUACCACUCUAGUUACUAUGGGUAAAGCUCUGUGCUUCCUACCAGCCCAGGAAACAUGCAGCCCUACUGUUAUUAUUUCUCACUUUAAGUUGUUUCCCAGGCGUAUUUUGAUUUCACAGCCGAAAGAUUCCUUUCUGCUGAUCAAACCCUGCUCUGUUAUUUAGCCAUCAGAAUAAGACACCCACGCCCACGGGAUUUUUGGUGCUUGUAUAUUUUUAAUUGGGAGACAAAAGGCCACCCUCUGACGCUGACCCUGGUUUUAUGGAGCAGCUUUGUUUGUUUCUUAAUAGGAAGCAGAAAACAUCUGAAAGGAGCAGGGGAAUGGCAAUCCAUGUGCUGUCUACACAAUGCAUCUGAGCUGCACAGCUCUCUGGUGGGUUCUGCUUAGCUCAGGCAAUGGAUGCAAUCUGCAGGGUAACCCAAAUGUAAUUUACAAGAAGGGCUCAGUGGGGUCUGAUAUACCGCAGGACAGACCACCUCACACAUCCUCUCUCCCUACCUAAUUCAAACACCAGCUCAGUCCUUUCCUUCACUAGGCACGAGUCUUAUGCAGAAUAUAGUUUAUUGACCUCCAAUGGAGGUAAAUCACAGGCAGAUGUGUGUCCGGCAGAUGUGUGUCCAGCAUCAUUCUGGGCUUUUCUAUUCCUUUCAUUUGUAUUCUACAUAGCGCUGUUUCUUUAAACGAAGAGGGGCAGCUGCAUUAGACAGAGCAGCUAUGUUACACAGCCUGUAUUCCUCCAGGGCAGGAUUGAGGCUAAAGCCGGGGCUUUGAUUUCACUUCACACAGCCGUCGUCUCUGGGAUCCACCUGGAGCGCAUGCUCUGAUUCCAGGGUUGGACCGAGCCUCAGGAUUCACAGCCAAAAUGCAGGAAUUCCAGCUGGUUUUGCGCUAACAGCAUGGAUUCCAGUGGCAACCCAUCAACAGGCCCAAGUUUGGAGGGACACAGUCUGGCACACUUAAAAUUAAGCACAGGCUUAAGUGUUUUUCUGAAUAGGGACACUUUCCUACACUGGAGCCAAACUUCUGAAGGAAACAGCCCAUCCCAGAGCAACAUGGGCUGUGAUGCAAGUGUUGUCUGUUUCUAGGACAAAGAGAACUGGACGAGCGACCAAGUGCUGAAAUUGGCAGAGACUCCCAUGGCUAUAGCAAACAGCCUCCUGCAAAGGAUCCGUGCUUGUUUCACUUUGUUUUGGUUUGAAUACAUGAAGAUUUAGUGUGUUUGCUGCUAGGAACAUUUAUUUUUUAAAACAACCAUGUGUUGGGUUUAAGCCUGUUUUAAU